This is a messenger RNA of Dermacentor andersoni, 1685 nucleotides long. NCBI's taxonomy places the organism in Eukaryota, Metazoa, Arthropoda, Arachnida, Ixodida, Ixodidae. The record is from RefSeq and is a predicted model, not a curated record.
CUAGCGGGCAGAUACGAACGUCGAGGGUCGUGUAUGUGACAUCUGUGGUCGCGCGCGCGCGUUCAUUGUGCUUUGUAGUGUGCGCCGUGUGCGUAGUACAUAAUGUCAAAUGCGACUUCGUCAAGCCGCAAGCUUGGUGGUACCCAGUAUUGCUGUGUCGUUCAGUGCCAUAAUAGCCUCCAGAACACGAAAGGCAGACACCCGCCCGUUAAAUUCUACAGAUUUCCUGCCAAAUGGUACGAAACGAAGAGGAGAGAAGCGUGGAUAGCUGCUGUCCGCAGAGUCAAUCCUGAUAAGACACCUUGGGAGCCGACGAAGACCUCGCGCAUUUGCAGUGACCAUUUUGUCGGCAACUGCAAGAGAGAUGUAAGCCAGCAUCCAUCUUAUGUCCCUACCAUCUUCCCAUCUGUGUACCAGAAGAAAAGAGCAAACCUCGUAAGAGCAGAAAGGUGGGAGCAAUGUUCGGUAGAGCAACAGCGUUCACGGCUAUCCCCCCCUAGGGAAGAAACAACAGAACACACGCUGGCAGUCUCCAGCAACUCAGGGCACCAUACUGGUCCCACUCUUUCAGAAGUGGCAGAGACGUCUAUAAGUACAGAGCCAGUUGACCUGCAGCUCUCAAAUGGCACAAUGACACAAGUUCCAGCUGUAGCAGCAGUUGAUGUUUCAUGCCAAACGGAAUGCUCACCUUCAGGCAAGCUCUCUAUUCUGGUGUCGGCAACAGACGGUGCUGCGGCGUCAACUCAAGUUACUCACGCCCAGCAACUUGACAAGGCUGGUGUGCCAUUGUUCGGUGGUGAAGCUUGAGCCUUGUGAGGACUGGAGCUGGAUGGGCUGAUCUGGCUGACGUCCUGGCUCGGUCAUAGUUGCUGUGAUGGCGAGCAACUCACUUGGCAACAUGAGCGCAUCUCGCUUCUCGAAGAAACUGGAGUAUACAUUCGAGGCAGCACUACAUGGAACAGGUUGCGAGGUCAAGCCGGAAUUGUACGGUAUAUCAUCUGGCAAUAAUUGACCACCACUAUCGCUUCCGCUAUGUGAACAUUGGGUCACCAGGGCGGUGCCAUGACUCGUAUGUGUACAACCGCUCAAGCUUGUGCGCACUCAUCGAAAGCGAACUUCUCAAUGGGCCAACAGCUCCGAUUGAAAGAGUGCAGGUGCCGCCUAUCGUUCUCUGCGACCAGGCAUUUGCCCUCAGCGCAAAUCUGCAGAAACCAUACGCAAAUGCUUCACCUGGCACACCCGAGGGUGCGUUAAAUUACAACCUUUCCAAAACAAGACGGAUUGAUGAAAACGCUUUUGGCCGUUUGAAGGCUAGGUUUCGCUUCACCUUAAAGUGCAUGGAAUGCACCAUUCCUACAGCGACAAUGGUGGUCAAUGCAUGCUGUGUGCUCCACAAUGUUUGUGAGGGGUUAAGAGACCACAUAGAAUUGCAGUGGGAGAAUGAACGAGCUGCGACAGAUGUGCUGUAUGAGCAGCCGCAGCACACCACACAAGUUCAAGCCAGCAAUAAACGUGCUGUUCAGGCUGCUCUAGCAAAAUAUUUCUUUAAAGAAAAUCGGUGAACAAUCGCAUAAUGCUGAGUUUCUAGAACACGACUCUAUCAUGAAUCCUUGUUCUCCUGCCAGGCUAGAAUGAAUUUCUCUAAAUGCCUUUCUAUGCCAUCUUGUGUUCUGCAAUAAACAAUG